Molecule: messenger RNA, 1362 nt
Organism: Phyllopteryx taeniolatus (common seadragon)
Lineage: Eukaryota; Metazoa; Chordata; Actinopteri; Syngnathiformes; Syngnathidae
Exons: 9
Coding region: 71-1228 (385 amino acids)
Biological process (GO): myelination
Cellular component (GO): membrane
Molecular function (GO): structural constituent of myelin sheath
Source: RefSeq, a predicted model, not a curated record
AGAUUCAAAGCAUUCACGUAUUUCAUUCUGCAGCCACACACAGACACAUAAGCGCAGUGCGUUUGGGACUAUGGCUUCCACCACGUCGGGAGACGUUCUGCCCACCGGCGGCAGGAUUUUCACCAGCAUCCCCGACUUGUUUUUCAUCCCAGAGUUUGUGUUUGGCACUCUGGUGUGGAUCCUGGUGGCGUCCACCCGCGUGUUCCCGGACCACCCUCUAGGCUGGGUCAUGUUCGUGUCCGUCUUCUGCUGCGUCUUCACCACGCUCUUGUUCUUCCUCUACCUGUGCGGAGCCAAUCAGAGCAGCAUUUGCCCCGCCGUGGAUAUGUGCUACCAUUUCUUGGCGGCGGUGUUCUACCUGAGCGCGUCGGUGAUCCUGGCCUACAUCACCGUGCUCAAGGGCUGGGGCGUCACCGUCAACUCCGGGGGCACCCUGUCCAUUGUGCCCCUCGUCGGCGAAGGCCUCAAGAUCUACAGGCUGGACAUAGCCGCCGUGGUGAUGUCACACGUGUCCACGCUCCUCUACUUCCUGCACGCCAUCUUCUCCACCAUCCGAUGGAAAAGACACACUCGCGAGACUAAGAAGAUCGGCUCCAAAAAAAAAAAAAAAAAAAAAAAAAAAAAAGGGGGUGUGUGUGGAGAUGUGGAAAACACCAACAAUACCAGAACAGGUUUGGCAACUCAAUUAGCCUCACUGGCAUUUGCACCUGCUCGCCGCUCCUCUAGUCCCCGCCGACCAGCACAAAGAAACGCGACCGGCUAUUCUGGGAUGGCGGCGACCGCCACUCGGUCCGUGGGAGGUCUGCCCAGCGGACUGGCAACAUGCAUGACGCCGCCGGAUAUGUUCUACCUGCCCGAACUGGUGAUGGGCGGUCUGGUGUGGAUCCUGGUGGCGUCCACCCACGUGCAGCCCGCCAACCCUCUGGGCUGGGUCAUGUUCGUGUCCGUCUUCUGCUUCGUCACGACCCUCGUGUGGGCGCUCGUCUUCGUGGCCGGAUGCCACAAGAACGCCCCGGCGUGGGUCGCGGCUGAUUUUGUCUAUCACGCUUUGGCCGCGUUGUUCUACCUCAGCGCCGGAGUCAAUUUAGCCUUCAUCACCUUUGUUAUGAAAUCAGCAGACUUCAGAAUGUACCAGAUUGACGUCGCCGCUGUGGUGUUUGCCUUCACGGCCACGCUGCUCUACUUCAUCCACGCCGUGCUGUCGUCGAUGCGGUGGAAAAACUUUUGAAAAGACAACAAUCAUCUCAUCGAUCAACAGUUCAAUGACCUUAAAGUUAGCAUUUCAUAGCUAGCCGGCGAUAGCAUUUUUCGGGCUUCUUCUCGAUUGCUUUUAGAUUGUGGACAAAUAAAACGAAACAUUUC